This is a messenger RNA of Periophthalmus magnuspinnatus, 2952 nucleotides long. It is a transcript of the gene mul1, whose product is annotated as mitochondrial E3 ubiquitin protein ligase 1b. Gene Ontology annotation, biological process: organelle organization; protein ubiquitination. The coding region runs from base 302 to 1360 and encodes 352 amino acids. The transcript is spliced from 6 exons. Gene Ontology annotation, cellular component: mitochondrion. NCBI's taxonomy places the organism in Eukaryota, Metazoa, Chordata, Actinopteri, Gobiiformes, Gobiidae. The record is from RefSeq and is a predicted model, not a curated record. Gene Ontology annotation, molecular function: ubiquitin-protein transferase activity.
AAUCAGGGAAGUCAGGGUUAAUCAGCUCCUUUGAACACUUGGAUCCAGAUCUCAUUUUUUAAAAGAACCAAAUCUUUUUCUUUCCCAUCUUUAUGCAUACCCUGAUUUACCCUGAUUAAUGCUAAAGCAACACAAGAGUCACCACAGAAGCAGAACAAGCUCUACAGUGUGAUGGUCUAGAGCUUGUACUACAGUGACAUCUACUGGCGGAACAGGAGUAUCACAUGCGCCGCUGUUUUGAUAUGGUUUGUACUGAGCUGCGGAAGCUAACAGCACCACAGCAGAUCCAGGCUCUGGCAGGAUGGACUUGAGCAGUCACACAUCCACAGCUCAGCUGGUGGUUUUGGCCACGAGUUCAGCCCUCACAGCUCUGUUUUAUUCAAUUUACAAGAACAGAGUCACCACUGCCAACAGACUCAAGGGAGCAAAAAAGGUGUCUAUUGACCAGGACCUGAAAGAGCUCCUGUCUGAAGCCCCGGGCAAAUGUGUCCCUUACGCCGUCAUAGAGGGUGCGGUGAAAGCUGUGAAUGAAACCCUGAGUAGCCAGUUUGUCGAUAACUGCAAAGGUGUGAUCGAGCGCCUGACGCUAAAGGAGAAGAAGAUGGUCUGGAAUCGCACCACUCACCUCUGGAACCACACAGAGAAAGUGAUCCACCAGCGCACCAACUCUGUCCCGUUCGCCAUCGGCUCCCUGGAUGAGAGCAUCUCCACCUGCGUCCGAGUCGUACGCCCCCUAGAGGCCUCCGCGCUCGAACUGGAGACCACUUACCAAAACUUCCACCCCGCCGUUCAGUCCUUCACGAGCACUAUCGGCCAUUUUAUCAGCGGAGAGCGACCUAAAGGCAUCCACGAGAUCGAGGAGAUGCUAAGGGUAGGGGAUAGCGUAACCGGAGUUGGCGAGCUCGUUCUUGACAACAGCCUUAUCAAGCUACAACCACCCAAAGAAGGCUACUGCUACUUUCUUAGCCGCUCAGAUUACGACUCGUUGCUGAGAAAACAAGAGAGUAGCGUCCGAAUGUGGAAGAUUAUCACGAUUAUUUUCGGCGUAGCGGCCUGCUCGACGUUGGUCUAUAUCUUGUGGAAGAAAGUCGCGCAUUAUCGGCAAAAAAAGCGCAAAAGGGGCUUGAUGGAGGAGUUCGAGGAGCAGCAGAGACAGAGAAUACAAGAUCUAAACUUGGAUGAAAGCACCAUUUCGCCCUCAAGUUGUACGGUUUGUUUAAAUCGCGAGCGGGAUUGCGUUUUUCUAGAGUGUGGACAUGUGUGCGCUUGUCUCCAGUGUUACGAGUUUUUACCCAGGCCCAAGAAAUGUCCGAUAUGUAGAAGUGCUAUAGACAGAGUGGUGCCGCUGUACAAUAGUUAAUAAAUGAAUGUAUGUGGUUAUUAAAGUGCAUUUGACAGAUUAAGAUUGUUUUCUAAUUGGGUAAAUAUUCAUCAUAAUUUGACAACAGUUUCAUGUCAAUUUGUGAAGAAAAGUAGAAGACAAAAAGUUGCAAAAUACAGGAAUACCUCUACUUAUGUCGUCAACACACAAGGAAGACAUUAAACAUAGAUUUAACUAUAUAAAGGUGUUAUUUUUAUUUAUUAAAUCAUAUCUUGUGUAAUUUGUUGUGCAAGGUUUGGCCAUUAUUAACAUGGUUGCUAGGAAACAUACCUCUAGGUAUGUCAUAUCUGCUGCCCGUAUAGGAUGCACAAUUAUAACCUUUACCAAAAUUACAACCCUACUAGAAAAGACCAGGCAAAUUUUUGUUGUAAAAAAUUGUGUCUAAUGAUAACUGUUUUAGCUGAAUGAGCAGUCUAACCUGUCAUAUGCACUUUAAUGGUAUGCUAAUGUAAGGAUUCUUAAAACAAUUAAUCUGUGAAACUGUAUUUAAAAGUGCUUCUCAUACAAGACUGUAACCCACAAAGUGCUUCACAUGUUCACUUAAAGGUGCACUAUGUAACUUUUCUGGUGAGAGGGAGGGGUGCUACUUGUCACUAUGGAGAUGUUAUUGCUUUCCCAAAAAAUGUGUUGUGUGGCACUGAACUUAUGACAUAUGACAUUUAUUAAAGUUCAGGUGUUUUGAUUGCUCAAAAAAUACCUCUGAACAUGUAGUGGGAUUUCCUCUCCGCAGAUCGGACCUGUAACUUGGCCUGGUGGUAUCACCUGCUUGUGUUGAUGGAGAUUGAUUGAAGUUUAAUGCCAUACCGUGGAACAAUCUUAAGCAAAGCAAUAAUAUCUCCAUGGAGAAGCAGGUGGCAGACCCUUUACCAGAAAAAAGCUGCAAUAUGAUGUAAACGUGUAACGUGAUCUGUCUUGACCUGUGGUUCAUUUACCGUCCAUUCACUUUGAUGCUGUUCUUACCUCAAUCACAACACAUAUAGAGACUACUUUUGCGCACAUUUCUGGUUUGCAAUUGUUGUUAAAGCCACUGUACCUGAUUUUUACCGUUUUAAAAACGUGAAAAACAGAGCUAGUUCAUUUUAAAGUUCAUUUUGAGCAUCCUAAUUAUUCACUGUGAUGAAUUUAUAAGCACUUUUCACAACUUUCAGACACCAGAGCGGAGUUUGCCAUCACGGUAAUGCUAACAACAAUAGCAGGCUAACAUGCACUUACUGAUUAUCGGUCAACAAAACUCUUCAUAAUAGAUGCAGAAAAUACACAGUGGACUUAUAUUGACGUCAAUAGCUGCUUAUACAAUAUAUCUGCUGCUCAAAUACAUGGAAAAUCAGGUACAGGGCCUUUUAGUUAAAAUUUACUGCAAAAGCUUUAAAUGCGUAUAAAUUAUUGUUUUAGGAUAUGGUGUGAAAAUACGUGACCCAAAUGUGUACUUAAUUACUCUAAAAAGGCAACGUAAAGCAUAACAUGGGAACUUCGUAUUUAAGGGAGAAGUGUGUGACUAAAUCAUCUGGACAAACAAUUAAGAUGAACAUGUUUGUGAUCAAUAUCUCAAGCAAUAAAAUCGAUACAGCAGU